Molecule: messenger RNA, 1793 nt
Organism: Didymodactylos carnosus
Lineage: Eukaryota; Metazoa; Rotifera; Eurotatoria; Philodinida; Philodinidae
Source: the annotation of a GenBank genome assembly
AUGAUAAACGGUGAAACCCAACUUGCUCCUUUCAACCAUAUCCUAGGAAUCGCAUCAACAAAUGUGCCAGCCUAUUCCAACGAGGAUGAUGAAUACUUUCACCUCGAACAACAUUAUUUUCAAGGUAUAUUUACGGGAAUGAAAUGGCAAUGCGUUGAAUUUGCUCGUAGAUGGCUUUUAAUGCGUAAAAGCUGCGUAUUUAAAAAUAUUCGAUGCGCUGCUGACAUGUGGACUGACCUGACUAGUGUCGAACGAGUCACCGACGCUCAACAGUUCCUACUGGCAGCCCAUCCAAAUGGUUCUGCAGAAGCACCUAAACACGAUUCGCUUCUCAUUUAUUCGCGAAGUGCGGAACAGCCUGUCGGACAUGUGGCCAUUAUAACCGAAGUUGGACAAGAUUUUAUUCGUAUUGCAGAGCAAAAUAAUAAGUCUCACUACUGGUCUGGUAACUACGCUCGUCAGAUUCCAUUGGUUUUUGAGAGCGGUGUUUAUUACAUCAAAGACGAGGAUGAAGUUUGUGGAUGGAAGGAAAUCGAAGAAAGCAAUCAGUUGAAACCAUUAGAUGAAACGAAAAUGGAUAUUGUUCUCAAGCAGUACCAGGAACCUCUACCGAUAGGCAAAAUGGAGCGUUGCUUCGUUACGAAUAGCAGCACAGAUUCAGAGUGCUCCUGGCUGAACGAGAAUGAUCCAGCUGAAAAGUUCUUUAUCGAACUGUAUGGUAAAGACAUCGUAAGAGCCAAUGCUUGUACACAGGAUAUGGCUUACUAUAAGAUCAAUCAAAAUUUACUUUAUAACAUUAGCAGUGUGUCGAAUGAAUUACACCGAAUGUUUCUGGAAGCUACGAAUCGUGUCAUUCAUGAUGACGAGCUCUUGACACGUUUUGGUAUACCAAAUGCUUUCUGGACUCGGAUUCGUCAGUCUUGGGCAAACGAUCAAGAUUCUACUUUGACAGGUCGGUUCGAUCUAGCAUUCGACGGGAAACAACUGAAAGUAUUCGAGUACAAUGCCGAUAGCGCAUCGGCACUUUUCGAAUGUGCUAUUAUACAGAAAAAAUGGGCAGAAGCUGUGAAUUUGCCUUCUCUCUUCAUGUCUGGGCUUCGAUUGCACCGUGUUCUAAUUAAAAACUGGAAAAGAUGGAACAUAAAAACACGCGUACAUUUAUUGAUUGAUAACGAGAAAGAAGAGUUACUUACUGCUCUCUAUAUGCAAAAUGUAAUGAGAGAGGCUGAUAUUAGUUCAAAAAUAUGCACCAAGAUCGAAGAAUUUUCGUGGAAAGACUCUACUAUUGUAGACAACGAUGGUGAGACAGUACAAAUUGUGUGGAAACUGUGGAUGUGGGAGACUGUCUUUAGGGAUUACAGCGAAGCGGCAAAGGAACGAUGUCUCGAUGAUGAAAACACUAAUAAAAAUGAACCAUGGAGACCUAUCGAUGGCCAGCAUCCACGUCUAAGUGAUAUUUUAUUAAAUGAGCAUAUAAAGGUGAUCGAACCAUUGUGGAAAGUUAUUACAAGUAAUAAAGCACUAUUACCCAUCCUGUGGACUAUGUUUCCAAACCAUCCAAAUCUUUUACAUACUGAAUGGACUCUCACGAACGAACUCAAACAAGGUCCAUUCGUGAAAAAGCCGAUCGUCGGUCGAUGUGGCCAGAAUGUAACGUUGUACAAUACAACCGGGGAUUUUGUGAUCGACGAAACUAUCGGCAAAUUUUCGGAUCGCGACAAUAUUUAUCAAGAGCUAUUUCCCCUAAAGAAUUAUGAUGGUUAUUAUGGAAUUAUUGGUAGUUGGAUUAGUGG